Carassius carassius (crucian carp) is the source of this 1314-nucleotide messenger RNA. RefSeq names its product gastrula zinc finger protein XlCGF8.2DB-like. Bases 41 to 913 code for a protein of 290 amino acids. NCBI's taxonomy places the organism in Eukaryota, Metazoa, Chordata, Actinopteri, Cypriniformes, Cyprinidae. Gene Ontology annotation, cellular component: nucleus. The transcript is spliced from 2 exons. The record is from RefSeq and is a predicted model, not a curated record.
GAGCAGAAAGUACAGCCGCUGAGGUUCAUGUGAUGUACAGAUGGAGUUAAUUAAAGAGGAGAGCGAAGACAUGAAGAUUGAAGAUGCAGUCCGUGUGAAACAAGAAGAGGCGGAGGAACAAACAGGCCUGAUACUGCUAAAAGAGGAGAGUGAAGUUGAAGAAAAAAGUCACUGUAAGAAAUAUCAUGAUAUCAUAACUGAAGUAAACUCUGAAAAGACUUCCUCAGGAAAAAGUAAUUUCACCUGCCAACAGUGUGGAAAGUGUUUCUCUACAGAAGGAAACCUGAAACUCCACCUGGACCUCCACACUGGAGAGAAGCCUUACACAUGCUCUCAGUGUGGAAACGGUUUCACCCAGCAAGGAAGCUUUAACAGGCACAUGAGAGUUCAUACUGGAGAGAAGCCUUUCACCUGCAAACUGUGUGGUAAGAGCUUCACAACAAAACUAAACCUCAAGUAUCACAUGAACAGUCACACUGGUGAGACUCCAUUUACAUGUGAUCAGUGUGGAAGGAGCUUCAGACAUAAGGUAACCCUUAAAAAGCACAUGAAGGUUCAUGCAAUAGAAAGCAGUUUUACAUGUCUUCAGUGUGGAAUGAGUUUCUCAGACAACAAAAACCUUAAGAAUCAUGUGAUAAUUCACACUGGAGAGAAACCCUACAUGUGCCUUCAAUGUGGAAAGACUUGCUCAAACAAUACAAACCUUGGUGUUCACAUGAGAAUUCACACCGGAGAGAAACCUUUCACCUGCCCUCAGUGUGGAAAGAGCUUCAGAUUUGUAGGAAACUUUCAGACUCACAUUAGAGUUCACACCGGAGAGAGGCUUUUCACAUGUAUCGAGUGUGAUGAGAGUUUCACGUAUCAGAGAGACCUGAAACGUCAUUUGUUAAUUCACUCUGGAAAACAAUUCUAGUGUUCAGCUGUAGCAAGAGAUUUACAAAUAAAAAUUUCUUAUGAAAUAAAGUUCUUGUCAUUAGGGGGCAGUUGUGGCCUAAUGCUUAAAGUGGGACUUGUAACCCGAAGGUUCGAGUCUCCGGUCCAGCAGGAAUUGUUGGUGGGGGAUGUCCAGCGCUCUCUCCACCCUCAACACUAGGACUGAGGUGAGACCCUUGAGCAAGGCACUGAACCCCAACUGCUCCCGAGCUCCGCACCAUCGGCUGCCCACUGCUCCGAGUGUGUGUUCACUACUGUGUGUGUGUGCACUUGGAUGGGUUAAAUGCAGAGCACGGGUCACAACACUUGGUCUCACUUCACUUCUCCACAAAUAUACACCAGAAACGUCAUGCAGAUAAACACCCUAUUUGUGUUCUGUGU